AUGCCAGUUAAGAGGGGAAGAGGUAGACCCAAAAAAUCUGAAAAUGAUCAAAUAGCUGAUCCUACUGUUACUCAGGAUAUAACAACUUUAGUCACCACAGCUGUUAAAGAAGCUACACGUAAGAGGGCCAGGAAAACAAAAGUGAAAAAAGUUGAAUUGGAAGUUACACAAUUGACUGAUAGCGAUGGACUUGCAAAGAAUACCCAAGAGGAAUUGGAUCCCAAUUUUAUUGUCGAUACAGCUGUUGAGGUAGAUAAUGACUUCGAGGAUCUGGAGAUUGAACUUGAGGAUGUGGAGGAUUCUACUGUUUCAAAGAAGACAACAAAAAAAGCUAGACAAAAGGUUACAAAGAAAAGCAAUUCUAAGGCAUCUACCCCAGGCCCUCAAGAGAAAAAGGUACGUAUAUUUAGGUUUUUAAAGGAUAUGUCCUCUGCAAGGGAUAAAAUUGCAAGACUUUAUGGUUCUAAUGAAGGAAAACUAUUAGAUUUGGCAAAGAUUAAAGGUGGUUUUGAAGAUUGUGUUUUUGAUUUCCCCCUUGAAAGAGUACAAACUGAUUCGAAAUAUUGUGUUGAGAUAAAUCCACCUACCGUUAUUGAAGGAUCUGAUAUUUAUGACAAGUUAAUAAACAAAGACAAUGCAACUAAAUAUAGAUUACUGCAAACUAAAGAAAUGUUAGAUCAAUUUAAAUUCACCCCUAAGUCAAUACCGGUAAGAAUUGGGAAUACCGAAGUUAAUCUAAAUGUAGAUGAAAAAACUGAAUUCCCAGUGCUUGAUUAUGGAACUAGAAAUGGAUUCGUAUACAAUUGUGGCGCCUUGGUUACUGAUAUUGCUUGGUUAAAUAAUUCUGCAGAUGGUGCUGGCCAGUUCAUAGCGGUAUCACUAUCCCAAUACAGCGGUAAACCAUUAGAUAGGCAUUUAGAACAGUUUGAGACUGAAUCGCAUAUAUCUUGCAUACAAAUUUACAACUUUGAUUCUGAGAAUCUAAGAUUAACAAAAUUUGAAACCAUACUGCAUAAUUUUGGUGAAACAUGGAACCUAAAAUGGCAUGAAGGAUGUUCUGUAAAUAACAAUAAUAUCGGAGUAUUAAGCUUUACUUGUCAAGAAGGUACUGUGAAAUUUAUAGAAGUCAAAACCCCCAAUGAUGAGAACGAUCAUAGUAUAUUUUACUGUGAGUCAGCCUCAAUCACAAUUUCAUUACCAGAUACUAUGAUUACAUGUUUCGAUUUUCUAUCUCCGACAACUAUUAUCUGUGGUUCAAAAAAUGGUUACGUCAGUCAUUUUGACUUAACAGAUCCUUUGAUUCCAUCUUUUUACAGGAAAAUGCAUGAUUCUUAUAUAAUCAAUAUUGUUGUUGCAUAUUCAAAGUUUGAAAAUCCAGUGGUAUCUACUGUUUCUGUAGAUGGUUAUUUUUAUGAAUUUGAUCCGAUCGAUAUUCAAUCAACAAGGACAUUGAUUGCAAGAUUUAAAGGAAAUAAUAUACUACCGGUGGCCUAUAUACCCAACCUUUACGCAUACUUAGUGUCAGAUGGUAGUAAUUCUACAAAAACUGUAACACCUAGAGCAAUCUUCCCUCAUGCAGUAUUAUCUCUACACAAUACAGUGACAUCUAUCGCAUCAUCAGGGCUACAUCCAUUGACAUUAACUGGCUGUGCAGAUGGUUCUCUAGUUAUUGAUAAUAUAGCAAGAAAGCUUUUAACAGGUGUCAAAAAUACUGCUACAAUACACAAAUCUCUGAAAUUAUGGAAAUGGGAUUUCAGUCAGAACGGUGAUAUUUAUCGUUUGAACCAUUCUUAUGAAGUUUUGAAAUCAGGAGCAAAUGAUAUUUGUAAAAUGGAAGUGAAUCCACAUGGAGUAUCUAUUACAUCUGUUAAAUGGAAUGAAACUAGAAAUGGAGCAAAAUUUUAUGCCUUUGCAAAUGCCGCUGGUUUGUUAACAAUUGAAAGACUGGGAAAUUACUAA
This is a messenger RNA of Vanderwaltozyma polyspora DSM 70294, 1959 nucleotides long. It is a transcript of the gene TFC6, whose product is annotated as transcription factor TFIIIC subunit TFC6. Gene Ontology annotation, biological process: transcription by RNA polymerase III. Gene Ontology annotation, molecular function: protein binding. The record is from RefSeq and is a predicted model, not a curated record. NCBI's taxonomy places the organism in Eukaryota, Fungi, Ascomycota, Saccharomycetes, Saccharomycetales, Saccharomycetaceae. Bases 1 to 1959 code for a protein of 652 amino acids. The transcript has a single exon. Gene Ontology annotation, cellular component: transcription factor TFIIIC complex.